Messenger RNA from Teleopsis dalmanni, 1045 nucleotides. RefSeq names its product protein CWC15 homolog (gene c12.1). The record is from RefSeq and is a predicted model, not a curated record. Bases 220 to 936 code for a protein of 238 amino acids. Gene Ontology annotation, molecular function: RNA binding. The transcript has 2 exons. Gene Ontology annotation, cellular component: catalytic step 2 spliceosome. Gene Ontology annotation, biological process: mRNA cis splicing, via spliceosome. NCBI's taxonomy places the organism in Eukaryota, Metazoa, Arthropoda, Insecta, Diptera, Diopsidae.
AUCGAAAUAUGUAUCUUCAACUAUCAAUAUUUACGAACACAUUACUUGUAACUUUCAAUUCUUCCGAACACUUUAUUUAUAAUUGACAACUAAUGAAAAAAAUGACAGCUGUCAAAACAACAACGCAGCUUAGUCAAGCAAGAGCAUUUCAUAUAAAGUUUCUGGAAUUAGUUAUUAGUUUUCGUUUUUACAUAUCUAAUUUCUAAAUUUUGAAGUAAAAUGACUACAGCAGCACGUCCUACUUUCGAUCCAGCUCGUGGUGGUAGUGGACGUGGCGAAAAAGAUUUAAGUGCACUCAGCAAACAAUACUCAAGCAGAGACUUACCUGGGCACACAAAACUGAAAUACAGAGAAACUGGACAAGGUACCUCUGAAGAAUUGCGGAACCGUGAUUUCCGUAAAGAACUUGAAGAACGUGAACGUGACACUCGUCCCAAUAAAACGUUGCCAUCAAUAGUGCGUAAAGCGAUUGAAGCAAAUAACUCUGUUAGCAACAACAAACGUGCGAAAUUAGACCAAACACCAGCUGCAGUUAAUUUAGAUGCUGAUGAUCCAGUUGACAAUGACAGCUCUGAGGAUGAUUCUGACGACUCGGAUUCUGAGGACGAUACAGCAGCACUUAUGGCUGAAUUGAAUAAAGUUAGACAGGAACGUUUACAGGAAACUGCACGCAAAGAGCAAGAAAAGAAACAAGAAGAGGAACGUAUUCGUAUGGAAAAUAUUUUAUCUGGUAAUCCAUUAAUUAACUAUGCGCCGGGAACAGCUGCCACAGCUAGUAAAGCUACCGGUGGAGAUUUGAAAGUAAAGCGUCGUUGGGAUGAUGAUGUGGUUUUUAAAAAUUGUGCGCGUACUGAACCUGAGAAAAAAUCACAUUUUAUUAAUGAUUCACUACGAUGCGAAUUUCACAAAAAGUUUAUGGAAAAAUAUAUUAAGUAAAUUUAAAACUAUGUGCUUUCAAGUCAAAUAUUGUGUUUCUGUAGACAAAUAAUAUUUAAAUUAAAACAAAAACUAACAUUAUAUUCCGUUACAUUUAAAAACAUUAGUU